Clarias gariepinus (North African catfish) is the source of this 7170-nucleotide messenger RNA. RefSeq names its product C2 domain containing 3 centriole elongation regulator (gene c2cd3). Gene Ontology annotation, cellular component: centriole; centriolar satellite. Gene Ontology annotation, biological process: centriole elongation; cilium assembly. The record is from RefSeq and is a predicted model, not a curated record. The transcript is spliced from 33 exons. NCBI's taxonomy places the organism in Eukaryota, Metazoa, Chordata, Actinopteri, Siluriformes, Clariidae. The coding region runs from base 101 to 6658 and encodes 2185 amino acids.
AAGCGGUAGUUGUAUUUCGUUGCUGAGUUUUUCAUUAUGUAAACAAAACUUGUAGAAAGGACUAUCAUAACCAACAUUUAAAGUUUUACAAGUUUACAAGAUGAAGAAAAAAAGGAUAAACUCCGCAAAUUUUGGAGGUAAAAGAAACAAAGUUUUCAGUUUUGUGUCCCCUUCGACAAGUAUUCCUCCUCUUGUGGAGGGUCAUGUGCGAUGUUUCCUUAGAGUCACAGUAAGCAGAGUGCUGUGGACAAUAGCCAAGCCUCCUUCACACACUCUUAUCCGAUUACGAUGGUGGGGUGAAACAACUGGAGGCACUGUGUUUUGUCCCAGGCAUGGAUCCCUAGAUGUGAAGUCCACAACCAGGUUUCCAGUUCGAUGUGGCCUGAAGCAGUUUACUUCAUAUUUAACAGAUAUGGGCUUACUGGUUCUGGAUGUUCUUAUAAAGCCUGAUCACUUACCCAUAGCACAAGUUCAAAUACUUGGCAUUGCUGAAUUGUCUCUGACUUAUUCUAUUAGUGGGUCUUUUCCCCUUGUGUCAUCUGUGUCUGAAAAACUUGGUGAGCUACAGGCCACACUGGCUUUAGAGCCCCUUACAGAAACCAAUGACAGCAGCAGCUCAGUGCCAACUGUAGACAUGAGCAUUGACACAGCAGUUUCCGCACCGAGAUACAUUUCUGACCAAAACAUGCUGCUGCCAUCUUCAUCCCAUUUUGGUUCAAAAAUCAGUGGAAAUGAAUCAGAUUCUGGAGGCAAACCAAUAGAAAAGGAACAUUCAUACUUUCAAGCGAGCAGAAAAUCUCAUGCUAAAAUAGGCGCUUCUGUAAAUACGAAAUUACAGAAAGCUGAUGAACCAAAUGCCUGCAUUACCUCAGCAUCAGUGGACGUUCUUACUGUUCUUCUUGAGCGGGGUAGCAAGCUUAGAAAUGCCAUGGUGGUGUCUGCGUUGCAGGCUGAUAUUGAUUCUGACAUAGGUCUAAAGGACACGCCCCUGCAUUUACCAACAGAUAAUACCGGAACCCAUCCUUUGCUGCCCCCAGUUCCAUCAUCAGGGCAGCUGAUGGAGGAUAUCCUCUACUCAGAUAUUCAUCAUCCCACUCAGGACCGUGAACUCCUCAAGCCAGACCCUCAUGACACAGCUUUGGAGCAGAUUCUGGGGAGUGUUAAUGGAUCUGUUCUUGUGCCGUGGGACAGAGAAGGUUCUCUUCCAGGCUCUUUCUCUGGCUGCAGCAGUGUUCUUAUGGACAGUGAGCUGAGUGAUCCCCAAUAUGACCAAAGUCUACUGGAGAGCUUGUUCUACAAACCUUCAAUAAUGGAUGGUUGUUUGGGUGUAGAGGAGGAUGAACAUGAGCAAGAAAAAAGCUUGAAAAAAAAUGCCAGGCCAGAUUUGGAUAUCACACCACAGGGAGGAUGCAAGAAUUCAUUCCUCGGGCUAAGCAUGGAUAGGAUAUUACUUCUUAGAAGCAUCAGUUUAGCUAGAGUUAUAGUCAUUCAGUUAUCAGUCCCCACAGAAAAUACCCUUAAUAUACCAAAGAAGCAUUCAGAAAAGGGAAAACCACCUCUAUCUCUGACAACUAAGAAAUGUUCAUAUUUUGUGGAAUACCUGUUCCCGUUAUCAUCUGCUAAUAAUCUUAGUGAGAAGGCUAUCCCAGUUGAGGUUGCACGAGUUGUCUCCAAUAAAGUUGAAGGUGGAGUGGUGAAAUUUCAACAUCAGAGUGUUUUUGCAGUGCAUUUCAGUAGCCUCACUAUCAAGCAAUGGUGGGACACAAACCUUACCUUUACAGUUUACUUGAGGAAGGCUCAUCAAAAGAAACCUGUGCCAGUAGGGACGGCAGUAUUUCCCUUGCGCACUUUGAUUCAGAGUGAUCAGCUAAGUGUCACCGUGUCACUUCCUGUUCAACAGUUUAACAGAGACCUCUUUAAUCAGGAUAUUGGACCACUUAAGGUCUCAUUUAAACUGGCUGCAAACAAGAAAGAAAUCACUUCCAAAAGAAGAUUAGGGAAAACAGCAACUAAUGCAGGGACCUCUCGACUGAAGGCAGACAUAUCUAUUGGACAGCAAGAUGAUGGAGAUGCCUCAGAUUUUUUACAAGUUGAUAACAGUGCUCACCAGAGAGAGAACUCACCCCAGGCAGUUAAUUCCUUCCCAAACAUCCUAAUGCCAGAGGCCUUGUCUUUUUUACCACAGCGACCCAAAAUCUUUCCGCAUCAACAUGCUCAACAGACAGAUGAGGAAGAGAAUGAGAUAUUGUUCCACACUCUGCUCAUGGUGCCAGAUGGAAAAGAUUUCAUUUGUGCCCCUUUGCAGCCCAAUGUCUACUUAAAUUGUAGGCUCUUUGGAUCUGAAGAUAUGACUCGGUCUAUGGUCAGCUGGGGUCAGACACACCCAACAUUCUGCUUGGUUCAAGUGGCACCGGUACCUCUUACUUCCAGGCUAUUAAAGAGGAUGAGGAAUAAUGUGAUGGUCAUAGAGGUUUGGCUGAGAACAAUCUCUGGACAUAAUGAUAAACUCCUUGGGCUGGUUAAACUACCUCUACACCAGUUUUAUAUGUCAUUCAGAGACCCCAAAAUUUGCCAGUUACUUUUGCAAGCACAGUAUCCAGUGGUGGCAGUGGACAGCUAUAAGCCUGUAGUGGAUAUUUUCACUGGUGAAACACGUGGGAGUCUGAGGGUAUUUUUGGCUAUGGGCACGUCCCAGCAGAUUACAACUCUGCAGCGCAUUAGAGACAAGGAACUGAGCUCAGUGUCUCAGCUGUCCAGACCAGUUCACUUCCUUGACCACAGACCCAUGGAAGACAUAAAGGUGAAUUCUCUUUCCACCCAGGAUAUGAAUGAGCAUUUGUUUGUAGUGCGGAUUGAGGGAGUGAAGGGAUUAACUCCACUACAAUCUACUAUCUGGGGAGAAGCAGAUUGUUUUAUCCAGUACUCAUUUCCCACUCAGGAAGAGGCCUGGCAGGACGUCGACCCACAUAUCGUGGAAAGCCAUGUUCAUCUGAAGUCAUAUUGUACUGCUACUACAUUGUGCAUACCUGAUUUGGUUUUUGGCCACUGUAAGACACACGUGCUAGUGGCAGCUCCUGGUAUUCCAGUGCAGAGACUGUUGCUCAGCUCUCUGGCCAGUCAGGGUUUCAGCAAUGGAGGAGGAAUCCAGUUUGAAGUGUGGUGCAGGUACUAUUACCCAAAUAUGCGCGAGCAGCUGGUAGCCAGAGGACUGCUGCCCAUAGCCAAGCUGUGUGCCAUGGUGACAAUGCAAAGGCAAAUGGAAGCACAGCUUUUCUGUCUCCCACUAGUUCCAUGUUCUGACAAGCAUGCGAGUACCCAGACACAACCUUCAGGUCUCCUUCAAGUGAGUGUUCAGUACAAGACACGGUUGGCAAGGAGAAAUAGUUUAAAGAGCGGGAUUGUGCCAUCCUACGUCGUGAAUCUGGUCGUGCAGGUGCACAGAGCCACUGGCCUGCAGGCUGCAGCAAAGGCCAUAGGAUUGCAGUACUACUCAGAGGUGGGGGUAAACUCAUUCGUCACUUUGCAGCUCUCAUUUCUGCCUGAGAAGGAGUGCAGCAGGACACGCAUUGCAGCUAGGAGCUUUUGCCCAGAGUUUGAGCAUCAAACUGAGUUUUGCUGUCCACUGCUAGUACAGAGGGACAGCAGAGAGAGUGUGAGUCUAGCUGAGGCUCUACAAGAAGCUGUGGCAGUUUUUACAGUUUAUAACAGAGAUCAUUGCAAAGUACCACAUCCUUCAAGAUCUGAAGACAGUAUUCUGGGAUCUGUGAAAAUUCGCCUCGCUGACCUUCUUUAUAAAAGAACAGGUAUAUCUGGCUGGUAUGGUCUCUCACUUCCUCCAAGUGUGCCUUUACCUCACAGCCUCACUUCAGUCGGAGGGCUUGAGCUUUCUAUAAACUUCAGUCAUUGCACAGACCGGGAACGUGUCCUCAGUUCAGCCCGGGUCCUGGGGUGGAAAAUUGAAAGACACAGUGAGCAAGAUGAAGAGGAUGAAAGGAAAGGGGACACUUCUUCAGAAAUAAUGCGCACAAUGACAUUUUCUAUCAUUAUGCCCAGGGCUUGGGUACCAGUCCAGUGUUUGCUGCUCCCAGGUCACAAAGAGGUCCAGAGAUCUACCUAUUGUUACUAUAGAUACAAACUUUAUGACCAAGAGACCUUCUGCUCUGAGCUGAGACAUUCGGCUCUGAAAGAUGGUGAAAAGAGUGAGAUCAUGGCUACAAUAUCAUUCACUGGCACUCAGGCUAUAGAUCUGAGAGUGGACCAGCCACUGCUUUGGUACCUGAGGGAGGAGAAACUAGAAGUGCAGCUAUGGAUUUCCUUCGGCAAAGAGAAACGGAUGCGACCUCACAAGUUAGAUCGUCUGGUCGGGUGCGCCUUUGUGGAUCUUUCAGCUCUUGCAACAACUUCAAAGCACAAGCAGACAAUAAGUGGUGUGUAUCCUCUAUUUAAGCGUUCCGCUGCUGACCUGGGUGGAGCUGCUCUUAGAGUCCAUAUGACUGUGACAGUAGGAACCAUUUCACACAUACCCCUGUCCCCACCAUCCAUGGAGGAAGAAAUGCAGCUGAGCAGUUCAGGGGAGGAGGAGGAUAGAGAACCCUUGUCUAUACAAUCCCCCACUCCUGUCAGUCAGUCCAGACAGUGUUUUGUAUCAAAUAGACAACAGACUAAAUCGGUGCUAAGCUCAACAGUUUUCACCAACGACAACACCUUCACUGCAACUGUUAGUGUUGAACGAGCUAUGCACCUGAGUAUAAAAGCUGAGCAAAGUAACAGUCUCCACAGCUGCUGGGUGUCUUACAUAACAGCUGCUGAACCUGCUAUGGUUAGCACAGUUGCAGUACAGUACAGUGAGUCCCCAGUUUGGGACCAUCAGCAGGAAUGCAAACUCUCUAAAGAGCUUCUUCUAGAUCCACAGCAGUCUCUGGUGUUCAAAGUCUGGCACAAAGGGGAAAUAGAGCGUGUGAUAGGAUUUGCCUCAGUGGACCUGUCUCCACUUCUGUCUGGCUUUCAGUCCGUGUGUGGCUGGUACAACAUUACAGACUUAAGCGGGCAGUGUCAGGGCCAGAUCAAAGUGUCUGUGUCUCCUCUAAAGGGUGUGCAUGAGCUCCGAGCCCAGAGACAGGCUGUGUGUGAGAACAUAGCCGUGCAAUUCAGUCCUCUGUCUAGUGCUGUGCCAGUGUGUUAUCAAACCACAGCUGUGUACAGCAGCUUCCCUAGUCACAUCAGCAAUUUUUCUGAGCAGAAGAGCAGCACUCCUGAAGACUCUGGCCGAAUCCUUUUUAGAAGGUCUAGCCUGGUUGAUCAUCAUGAUGAGCACAUGGACAAUGUUCGCCAGUUCCAUAAGUUUCUGCAGGAAAAGGAAAUUGCCAUAUUAAAUAACUGUACUGAAUAUGUUCAGCCCUCUAGCUCAGCACUCUUUUCAGCCCUUAGGAAAAACCUCAGUGAGCUUGAUGAUAUUCGAAAGUACUUCAGUCACAAGUUGUCUGCACCUGUGUUCUCUGUACUGGAAGAGAGGAGUCAAAACUCUGUGGAUAAGAAAGUGUCCAAUGAUUCAGAGAAAGACACGCAGCAGCUACUGCUCAAGUCCAACCAACUUGUGGGAGAAGUCAAUGGCAAAAAUAAAAAUCUAAGAGAAGAACAAACCAAAGAAUCAUCCUCAGACACACACAGGAAUCUCUUGACACCAGUUGAAUCUGACAUGUAUGUUUUGUGUGUGGAAAAUUCAAAGCUAAUAGAGUCAGAGAAUUGUGAGACAGAGGAAUUAAAUAAAAAAUCCCUAGAGGCAAAGAUAGAGGACGUUUUACCUCUCUCAUCUCUAACUUCAGAAGACACUGAUUCUAAGAAUGAGGAUGUCCACGAGGAUGAGAUGGACGAGAAUAAAGAAGAGGACGAGGUGGAGAAAAGGGAUAUCAAGGGGUUUGAGGAGACAUUGAUAGAACCUCGACCACUCAACGAGAUCACUUCAGCCACAGACUGGACAAGCCCUUGGACUACUGUGCUGUCUGAUCUUGAGCUUGGCUCGCUCAAGAGUUUUGAGGCAACAGAAGUGUCUAAAGACCUUAUGCACCAAAAGCAUAAAGAAAUUGCAACAUCUCCACCAGUUAGUAUCUCUAAACCUCAAAGAGAUGCUACUGAUUCAGAUUAUUCCGGUGGUUCUGAAUCAUGUGAGAAUGCAAGAGGAGAUGCAGAAGAAGAUGCAGAAGAAGUGCACAAUGUUUGUGAUGAACAUCUAGAUAAAGAGGUAUUUUUUAUUGAAAAUUCCGCCCGAGAAACAAGGCAGAUUCUUGAUCAGGAUCAGCAUGAUAGCACUACAGAUGGUGAGUCAACAGAGGAUGACUCAACAUUAUCUUCUAGCUCCAGGUCUUGCACAAAGACAAUCACUAUAAGUGAAAAAAAGGAAAAUAAAGUGAAACUCCCUGAUGCUUCCAGAGAGAUUCCAAACUUCUUUCUUCCAUCUCACCAUUUGGAGGCAUCUAUGAGAGCACUGCGUUUGGCUCCUGUUUUUCCCACAAACUUUUCUGACCCUGCUUCUGAAAAAUCUAAGUUUACAGAUCAAAGAGUGACUCGUCCAAGGCCCAGGGUUACUCCAUCAUCAGAGCAAAGAGAAGAAACGAAAAGAAUAGCAAAAAUUUUUGCUUCCCAUUUUACACAAGGAAAUUAAGUUUGUAGAUUUUUUGUUGAUGUUUUAUUAUUUUGCCUUUUACAGCCUUUCUGUAUAAGAGUUGGAUGAUUUUAUUUAUUGGAUCUUAUAUGAAUUACAGUAGAUAUUGCAUAAUGUGAGCAAUACUAUGUACUUCAUAGUGGAAGUAUUAAUUUUUUUCUAAAUAAAGACAAUUGUUUUUCCAGAUGUGUUUAUUUAAGCAAAUAGAAAAUAGACCAAGUAUGCUAAGAAUUUGGCUGACAGAUGAGAAAAUUGCCCAAUUUGAGUUGCAGGGAACAAUGCUAGUCACUGACAGCGAUGUAACUGAAGUCUUAUCCAAGGGCAAACAGGCAAACAAUGUCCCCACUCUCCCUCUUUGUGUUCCCUAUAUCUGCUCUAAUUAGUUUACAAAAAGCUUGACCCCUGGCUGAACUUAACCUGCGCAGUGUAAGUGACAUUUAAGUAUUAUUUGGGGAGGAAACCUGCUUAAUGACAUGUAAUCAAAUCCAUUUAAUAGCCACCAAUUAUUAAUA